Molecule: messenger RNA, 648 nt
Organism: Ascoidea rubescens DSM 1968
Lineage: Eukaryota; Fungi; Ascomycota; Saccharomycetes; Ascoideales; Ascoideaceae
Product: Zinc/iron permease
Exons: 1
Biological process (GO): zinc ion import across plasma membrane
Cellular component (GO): plasma membrane
Molecular function (GO): low-affinity zinc ion transmembrane transporter activity
Source: RefSeq, a predicted model, not a curated record
GAAGCCAUUGGUGUUUAUAACGAUGCCAUUCAGGUAGUGCAAUCACAAACCUCGCUUAAUAAAAAACUAGCUAAAUUGGGCCAUAAUCAUGAUCAUAGUCAUGAAAAGUUGGGCGUUUCACCUGUUAGCGAAAACACUCUUUAUUCAGGACAGUUGGUUGCUAUUUUUGUUUUAGAAUUUGGUAUUAUUUUCCAUUCAGUCUUUGUCGGUCUUUCUUUAACAACCUCUGGUGAUGAAUUUGUUACUCUUUAUGUUGUCAUUGUUUUCCAUCAAUUCUUUGAAGGUUUAGGUUUAGGUGCCAGAAUCGCCUGUAUGAAAUGGCCCGAAAGUAAAAAACUCACUCCAUACCUAUUGGCUAUAGCCUAUGGUUUAACCACUCCAAUUGCUGCUGCCAUCGGUCUUGGUGUUAGAACUUCCUAUGUUCCAGGUUCUAGAACAUCUUUAAUUGUCACUGGUAUGUGCGAUAGUAUCUCUGCUGGUAUUUUGUUAUACUCUUCAUUGGUCGAAUUGAUGGCUCAGGAAUUCUUAUAUACAACUGAAUUUGACAACUCUCCAAACAAAAAAGAUGGGUUGAAAAAAUUAUUAGCAGCCUACGGUUUAUUCAUCGCUGGUACUGCUCUUAUGGCAUGUUUGGGAAAAUGGGCAUAA